GCCGGGUCCCUCCUGCCGGGGGAGGCCCCUGGGGCGGGUCGGGCCGGGGCAGAGCCGGUUGUCGCCGUCCCCGGGAGCGGCGCCGUCCCCGUUGCCGUCGCCGGAGCCGCCGUCCCCGCCCGUCGGGGCGCCGGAGCCAUGGCCAAGCUGGAGCGGUGUCAGCAGGAGGCCGAGGAGGUGGCGCAGAUCAUGAAGGAGAACUUCACCAAGGCGCUGGAGCGCGAGGGCAAGCUCAGCGACCUGGACGACCGGGCCGAGGAGCUGCGCAGCAUGGGCCAGGUGUUCACGCGGACCAGCCGGGCGGUGGCACAGAAGCAGCGGGCCAGGCAUCGGCGCUGGCGCCUGGUGCUGGUGGGGCUGGCCGUCGGCCUCGCCGUCAUCAUCCUCAUCGUGGUUCUGGCGCUGUGGCUGGGUGGCACCAGCGCCGCCACCCCCCCGGUGCCACCCGCCAUCACCCGGGCUGCCCCCGGUGGGGACUGAGCACCCCCCCAGCCCGCCCCUGCCAGCGCCAGCCCCCCCGGAGACCCUACAAUAACAUGUCACCGGGACCUGCUUUGGGGAGACCCUGCAACAACAAGCCACUGGGUCCUGCUCCAAGGAGACCCUACAAUAACAAGCCACCGGGAUCCACUUUGGGGAGACCCUACAAUAACACACCAGCAGGUCCUGCUCCACGGAGACCCUACAAUAACACACCAGCAGGUCCUGCUCCACGGAGACCCUACAAUAACACACCAGCAGGAUCCACUCUGGAGACACCCUACAAUAACAAGCCACUGGGCCUGGCUUCGGGGAGACCCUACAAUAACAAGCCACCACGAUCUGCUUUGGAGAGACCUUCCAGUAACAAGCCACUGGGACCCACUUUGGGGAGACCCUACAAUAACAAACCAGCAGGUCCUUUUUCAAGGAGACCCUACAAUAACAAACCAGCAGGAUCCACUCUGGAGACACCCUACAAUAACAAGCUACUGGGCCCACUUCAGGGAGACCCUACAAUAACAAACCAGCAGUUCCUUCUUCAAGGAGACCCUACAAUAACAAGCUGGCAGGACCCGCUCUGGGGCCACCCUACAAUAACAAGCUACUGGGCCCACUUUGGGGAGACCCUACGAUAAUAAAUCACUGGGUCCUGCUCCAAUGGGACCCUACAAUAACGUGCCACCGGGAUCUGCUUUGGGGACACCUUCCAGUAACAAACCAUGGGGACCUACUUUGAGGAGACCCUACAAUAACAAUCCACUGGCUCCUGCUCCAAGCAGACCCUACGCUAAAAGGCCGCUGGGCCCCACUUUGGAGAGAGCCUACAAAUCGGCUGGACCCGCUCUGGGGACACCCUGCAAUAACAGUGGGACCCUACAAUAACAAAGCUCAGGGCCCUGCUUUGGGGAGACCCUACAAUAACAAAGCCCUGGGACCUGCUCCAGAGAGCACCCAUGAUGACAAACCACCAGGCCCUGCUUUGGGGAGACCCUACAAUAACAAAGCACUGCAGGGAGGGGUGACCCUGGCCUGGGGGCACCCUCUGGGCAGGGGGAAUCGCCCUCUGCCAGCUCUCCCUUGGGUGCCCCGGGGGGGAGGAUGUGUGUCCCAUCCUCCUGCCUGGGCAGGACCCGGGGGUGCUGCAGCCCGGUGUCACCUCCCCGCACCCUGGGGUGGCAGGGCACGGGGCACCCAUGGGCCCAGCCUGCGCCCUCCCAGGGCACAGCAUCCCCCGGGCGAGUGUCACCGGGGCACAGCGUCGCCCCGGCACCCCACGGCAGCGCCCGGGCACCCGUGGCACAGCCGGGCACCCCGUCCCCGGGUGGUCAGCGGAGCCGCGACCGUCUCCGCCGUGAGUCUCUUUAUAGCCACUGCUGAGAUUAAAAACAAAAAGAAACGCUAAA
Dromaius novaehollandiae (emu) is the source of this 1886-nucleotide messenger RNA. It is a transcript of the gene VAMP5, whose product is annotated as vesicle associated membrane protein 5. The record is from RefSeq and is a predicted model, not a curated record. Gene Ontology annotation, biological process: Golgi to plasma membrane protein transport. Lineage: Eukaryota; Metazoa; Chordata; Aves; Casuariiformes; Dromaiidae. The coding region runs from base 139 to 480 and encodes 113 amino acids. The transcript has 3 exons. Gene Ontology annotation, cellular component: plasma membrane.